Syzygium oleosum is the source of this 672-nucleotide messenger RNA. RefSeq names its product heavy metal-associated isoprenylated plant protein 39-like. The transcript has 3 exons. The record is from RefSeq and is a predicted model, not a curated record. The coding region runs from base 132 to 455 and encodes 107 amino acids. Gene Ontology annotation, molecular function: metal ion binding. NCBI's taxonomy places the organism in Eukaryota, Viridiplantae, Streptophyta, Magnoliopsida, Myrtales, Myrtaceae.
UUUGGACUUUGCGCACGUCUCUAGCCCAAGAUAAAAUGCUCGAAUAAUGCCCAUAUAAUCUCCCCCCACCUCAUCCAUCACUCUACCUCCCCACCUUCGGAGUUCCCUCUCUCUAAGCUUCUUCGUUCCCCAUGGCUCAGAAGGUGAUACUGAAGGUGUUGACGAUGGCCGAUGACAAAACAAAGCAAAAGGCCAUUGAAGCCGCUGCCGAUAUCUUCGGGGUGGACUCGAUAGCGGCUGAUCUGACGGACCAGAAGCUGACUGUGAUAGGGCAGAUGGACACGGUAGCGGUGGUGAAGAAGCUGAAGAAGGUGGGGAAGGUGGACCUCAUAUCGGUAGGACCAGCUGUGGAGGAGAAGAAGGAGGAGAAAAAGGAGGAGAAGAAAGAGGACAAGAAGGAAGAGCCCCCCAAAGUGGAGAAUAAAGCAGAGCAAAAAGUUGUGGAGAAUAAGUGAAAAUGAAAAGAGUGAUCCUCAUUUGGUCAAUUGCAUAUCACAAUAUAUUUUUGCUUUCUCUCUUUUGUUUUCUUCUUAUGAUAUGCUCAUGCAAGAUAAGAAUUUCAGAUCAUAGUGAGGUCCUCGUUGCUACUACAACUUAAAUGGAAGUUAGAUGAAUGACAUGUAUUAAAUUAAGGUAUUGAAUAACUUACUUCUACUAUUGUUCGAACUUAAA